This is a messenger RNA of Naegleria fowleri, 6597 nucleotides long. RefSeq lists its product as uncharacterized. Lineage: Eukaryota; Heterolobosea; Eutetramitea; Acrasida; Naegleriidae. The record is from RefSeq and is a predicted model, not a curated record. Bases 1 to 6597 code for a protein of 2198 amino acids. The transcript has 4 exons. Gene Ontology annotation, molecular function: protein binding.
AUGAAAAGAUCACAAUCCAUCAAUACGGUGCUUUCCUUUGAUCAACUCAACGAACAAUUGAAAAAUGAAAUUAAAUACAUUGAGGAUUUUCUGGAACUUGCCGAAAAAUGUAAAGAUCUACGACCCAUUCUUCCCAUUCAUGCUACUUUUUACAGAAAACAAUCGAAAAUUCCUUCGUUUUGGAUCCAAGCAGAAGAAGAACGGUAUCGGAAGAAACUUGAAAUUUCAUCCAACCCUCAAUCCAACCUCAAUAAUGGAGCCUCUUCAACAGCAAUUCCGAACUCUAAUUCACCAUCAUCCUCUCCACCUCCAUCCACCGAGAAUAAGUCCCAUCCAUCUUCCCCUCAAGCAACAGCAAAUUCUCCCUCUUCUCCUUCCAUAAUGGUCAUGAAUAAUAAUUUAUUUAUGAAUAAUAAUAAUAAUAGUAAUGUUCAUCAUAACAACAGCAGCAUCAAUACAUCCAACCAACCACAGGGAAAUUCAUUACACCCGACACAUUCACGAAGUGUAUCUGCUUCUAAAAACUCGACAUGGAAAUUGCGUCACCAACAAUACCACAAUAGAUUCAUGUCGGAAGCAUCUGAUGUCAGUGGUAACCCAAGUUUAACAUCAUAUGUUGGACUAAAUUCUAACUUUUCUCCGAAUGUAUCAGUAACCAGUAUGCACUACACUCAAUUUAUUCCAAAUUUUGAAAUUGUUGACAAGCACCAAUUAUAUGAAUCAAAAUUAACUCAAGAUGUAGAUGUUAUUGAAUUAGAUGAAAAUUGGUCACUUUAUAGAGAUAUUAAAAUAUUAAAUGAUCAACUGGAUUCAAUAACUGGAAAAUUCAAUACUGAUGAAGAUAAAGAAAUACCAUAUUCAAAUAUGGAAGAAUAUGAGAAUGCUCUCGUUGCAGAAAUGACAAAGAGAUUAGAAAUUUCACAAGUGCUCAGAGAUCAUCAACAGUAUGCAGAGGCGUACUCACACUUGUGUUGUGUGGAACAACUUGCAAUCAACAACCAAAAUUGCAAAUUCGUCCCUAAAAUUGACCUUUUACAUGCCAAAGCUCUUUUUUUAAAGUCGUUACUUUUACGGCAGAAAAAGAAGAAUGACGAUGCUAACGACUAUUUGCAAUCAGCUCAAGAAAAAACCGAUGCACUUCUUAAAGCUAUUGCUCCUUCAGAAUUUAUUUGCAAUAACUCUCCUUCGUUUAUUGUACUUUCCACUAGGAUUUUACAUGCAGAAAUUUUACUUUGUUUGGCCGAAGAAAUGAUGAAUUCUUCUGCAAUGGCAGAAAUUACAAAACCAACCUAUUCCAGCUGUGAAAUGACCGUGAACGAGAAAAAGUAUCUCUGCAAAGUGCUUUCCACAUUUUUAGUUCCUGCUCUUGACGAUUUGAGGACACUGACUUCAAGCAGAGCUCUCUCAGUUCUCAACAUACACGUAUUUCUCAUCAUUAUUUACAAUUUAGCUCUUUGUAUGCGUGCUCUUAAUGAAAUUUCACUUGCCAAACGACUUUUGCACUUAAAAAAGAGACUCAGAUCUGAUCAGUUCCUUCUCUCGAGCAGCGAGGCACUCACUAUCACAGAAGACGAAGAGAUUGCAGGAGAUGAUUUUGAACGAGAUCAGCUCGAAGCAGAAACUAUGGACAAAAUGGAAAAGCUAUUGAAAGAGAUCGAUCAGAUCGAGAAAACGAACAAUGAGGAAAAACCAAAACAACAUAGCUGGGAAGAAGAUAGUGACGAUACAAGUAGUGGAAGUGAUUGGGGAAAUGAUUUCAAUUUUGAUGAUGCUCCAAAAUCGUCCUUAGCAGGCUUUUUAUUCGGAGAGGAGAAGGAGGACUCGGACGCUACCAAUGAAGACAUUUUUGAAGAAGAGCUCUUUCCAAACAAAUACAGAUUGUUUAAAUCCAGAACAUACAAAGAAGACUCCAUGCUGCCUGAACUUGUGCUGAGCAAAAACCUUAUUAAUGGAAAAAAUGGUUUUAAUGACAAGAGAGAAAUGUUGAUGUGGUGUCAAUCACUAAAACCAAAGAAACUAAAAGAUCAGACAGUGAUUGACUCUUGCACUCGUGACGACUAUGCCAAUUUUUUGCUGGGCAGGCUGGAAAAGCGAGUUCAAAAAUAUGAUUUUUCGAUGGAAUUUAUUGAAAACUUUUAUGAAAUUUGCUAUAGGUUAAUUAACCUCGGAAAACAGCCGCUAACUACAAAGAACAUAUUAACAAAAUUCUUUGAAAAUCUUUCAACCGAUAUUGUCAACAAAAUGGCACCUAAUGAGCGAGCUUAUGUUUUUCAUGUUAGUGUUGACUUGUUGAAAGCUGCUCAUGCGACAAAACUCUUCAAUCUUGAAGAGCCCAGUCAAAGCCAUGAAUUUACUGAUUUAAUUUCAUUACUUUUCCAUCAUUUUUCUCAUCAACGGUCUAGCCUUAUCAUUCUACAAUGUGAAAUACAAAUCAAGUAUCACAUAUCUCAACUGCUAAACGGAAUUUUGCCAGAGUAUGAAAGUAUUGGUGAAGUUUUCACAACAAUGGCAAUGAUAUUUAACGAAGUUUUUGAUAUUACUGAAGAGGCCAUGGAAAAAAGCGACCUGUUUUAUCAACAAGUGGAUUCCAAGCUAAAGGAUGAGCCGUUAGUGACUGGAAUUACUUCAACAGCUGCGGCGAACAGCUUCAACUCUCCCUACUUCUCAUUUCCAACCCCAUCUGAGAUGGGAGCCAAAAUCGUUGUAUUUUUAGAGCUUUACGAUUUGGCUUUGAGAAGACAUGCAGGCUCGGAGACUUGGAUUCCUCACUUUAGACAUCCAUUGCUAAACUCGCAAGAACGAAUAGCUGUCAUGUUCAGCAAGUUCUAUAACAGAAUGUGUAUUUCUAAAGAAAAAGCCAUUGUAGCGUACACUCUAGGAUCAUGUUGGAUGCAACAAGAUGAUAUGGAUUUAUCAAAAUUGGCCGAAUGUGUCCUCUUUGAAAGCGUUUAUGUUUUCCAAAAGUCACCUCCUCUCUGUAGUGCACUUCCCACAAUAAUAACAGCAGACGCUUUGAGAGCAAUGCAAAAAUUUGGAGACGUACUUUAUGCAAAUAGAAAGUACCCUUAUGCUGCAAUUAUUUUCGAAAUUUAUACUCAAAAUUAUAGACUUUUAGCCUCAGAGUUUGACUACAAGUUCAUAGAUGAAUUGGCAGCUAUGGCCGUUAAAAACGAUGACUGGAAUAGGUCGAUUCGCUAUUACACUAUUUUGAAUGAAAAGGCAUGCCGUGAAAAGAGAGUUGCUGUUAUUGCUAACACCUCUUCUAAAUUGUCUUCUCUGUUCAUGGAAAAGGGUGAGCUCAGAAAUGCAGAACGAGUGAAACGUGAUGCUCUCGAAACGAUCAAAUCACUUUCUUCAUCGACAGAGUUCAAGUUAGAGCUAGAAAUUGAUUAUGCCAAACUAUUGUUGAAUGGUGGUAACUUGGAACGAUGCAUAAGCAUUUGUUUUAACUUAAUGCAAAGCUCAUGCAAUAGCUUUAAUAACAUUAAGAACCCAGAAUUGUACAUCACAAUUGCUGAAGCUUAUCUCAAGAAAAGGUGGUAUAGAGAAUGCGAAAAAGUGUUGAGAGAACUUGCUCUAAUAAUGGAGAGCAAUUUUAUGCAGCUGCAACAACAACAAGAAAUGCGUAUCUUAGAAAUUGUGAUCAAGUACUACCGAAAACGAUCUUUGUUUGGAAAUGCAAUUGAGACGGUAAAUAUGGCACUGUAUCGAUGCAACCGAACCUUCUCAACCUUAGCUCAACUGUUCAAGCUCAAAGCUAAAAUCUUUAUGAGUGUUGCGAGAUGGUGCAAUCCUGUGAACUUUCCAAAUGAGCUUUCUCCAAAGGACAAGGAGCGAUUACCCAUUCUUGUGCAAAUUCAGAAAUCUGAAGUCCUUCGAGAUGCUCCAAAUGAAAGCUAUCUUUACUCGAAGAGACCAAUGUAUAAUUUGAAGGAUGUUAUCUCCGAUGCCAUUGAUUGUCUACAAAAAGCCAAGAAAUAUUAUGAAGCAUGCUCCAACGAAAUUAAUUUAGCCAAAAUGGAUCUUCUCAUUUCACAAGUCCUUGUCGAAUUUCUAUUUUUACCUAUUGCAGUGAUGGGAAAGCAACCAGAAGACUAUGUCUAUCUUGAUACCAAAGAUUCCAUCUCAAAGUUUAAUUAUAUUGAUCUGAAUAAGGUGUUUGACGAGUACAUUGAGCCAACGUUAAAUGUUGCUGUAACAGCUUCUGAUAUUUUCUUGUGUAUGGACGUAGCAUUAACAGCUGCUGAAUGUCGAUUGUUGCAAGGAAGAACCCAAAGUGCCAAGAAGUAUUGGUGUGAGAUGAGAGAUAUUCUAUUUACUCUCUUUGUGGACAAUAGUUUGCAGUUUGUGGUGGCCAAUGGAGCCACACCAUCUACUGUCGAAAAGUUGCUAAAUUUGAUUAACAGAUGUGCUCGGUUAUUGUUAUUAUUCGAGCCCACUUUCAUUAAUUCUAAUAUUGGAGUUUUUGAUACCUUGUAUAUCAUCACCUUAGAAUACGAUCAAGUGUUAAAGAGAACUCAAGAACCAACGUCACUCUCCAUUGAUCAAAUUGACUCUAAAGCCACAAAAGUUUCAUCAUUCAUAGAUACAGAACUACUGGACAAAAACAAACCUUUUGAAGGCCUCUAUAAGGUAAACGCUCCUUCAUCUACAAUGCCAGUAUCUCUGAAAGGAUUUUCUUUUUCCUCCAUGUUGAGAUCUCCUACAUCUCCGUUCAAGACAGUCAUUGAAAAUAAUAUUCUGCAAAAUGAGAUGAAAGAAGACCCUCAACGCUCGCAGCUCAGACACAAAGUCAUUGAAAGACUCUUUUAUUGUUUAUUGAGUAUGAAAUACGAUCGUAGAAAAUAUCCUGGAGAAAUUGAUGGUCAACUUCGAUUUAAGAAUCAACAGUCGAUGAGAAGACUUUACAAUUUAAUGAACGCUGUUAGAGAAAGCAAGCUUUCUGGACACAAAAGAAGGUCGUUUUACAAUAGCUUAUCUAAUGACAGUACAAAGACUACCAAUUCAAGCAUUGACUUUUUGGAUGCAACAAAUUUGACUCUUCUCCCUGGAGACAAACUUGUUGUGGAGUCGUUAUUGUCAACUUUCAAUGAGACUAAGGGUAUCAUGAUUUCUGGUACCUUAAAGACGACAAUGAAUCUUCAAUUAGAAGGCAAUUUACAAAAACAAGCAUCUCUCGCUCCCUGUCUUACACCAUUGAAACAAGCACUCAAGAAAAUCAAAAAGAGUAAGACCUUGGAGCGAUUAGUUCUGUUACUUCAUUUGGAUAAUGUUAUUUGUUGUUACAUUCCCAACACAUUACAGAAAUCUUUUGUACAAUUUGGGGGCAGACAAAUGCUAGAUUCCAUGAGCGAGCUAACAAGUCAAAUUCAUCAAGUGGAUAGUACUGUUCUGUCUUGGUCUAAAAUGCUUGGAUCUCUUUCGAAUACCAUUCUUUUGAAAAGUCAAGACCCAGCUACAUCUGAAUACAGCAUUAAUGAAUACAUUAAGGAUCUCGUCACUGAAAGCAUGCGAGACAAGAAAGAUCGAAUUAUGAACAAAUCAAAUCUAUCAUUAUUGAGACAACAUUUUUUUGGGUUUAGAGAGGCCUUCAAAUACAAACCCGAUCCAAUAGCAUUUUCAGAAAAUUUAGAACUCUUGAAAAAAUUGGGACUUGUCAAUUUUAAUUAUGCGUCGAGUAUUAAUCAAAAAACAGGCACAUUUACAAAGAAAAAGACAUUGGGCAUGCCACGUCAAGAAGUUUUACCACUUCCCUCUACACCUAUUUCAUUACUCGUUCCAAACUCGCUUCAAGCCAUUCCAUGGGAACUUUUAUUUGAAGAAAAUGUGUUAAGAUAUUUUUCCAUGCAUAAUAUUUUCACACGGAACAAAAAGAAAGCAGCAACAGAAAUUGGAGGAUUUAUUCCAAAAGUCAAAAGAUAUCCCAAAUUCUUUAGUUUCUAUUCAAAUGAUGAUCCCAAAUUUAUUGAGCCGAUUGAGAAUGAUCGUAAGAAUUGGAUUACACAAAAUGUGAUCAGUGAAAAGUUGCAUCUAAAAGCAACAUCAGAGGCAAGAGAAAACGAAGAUGUUCGAAUGAACAUUCCAUUCCACAUUCCUAUUGUGAAAUAUGGUAAAAAGCCCUCAAGCAAAUCUUAUAAGAAGAAGUAUGAACAUGUCGAGUUUUUGAGAUUAUCCAAAGUUCUUUCGGACACACAACGAUUUGUUCGAGUGAUUGAGAGCAAACUACAAGAUGACCAAUAUCCUGUGUUUCUAUUUUCUUGGGCAGACCUUGUUGAUUUGUGCCCUCUUCACUUGUACAUUUCACAUCACUUGCAAGGUGCCAUGAUGAUCUUUGUGCCAGAUGGAUGUUAUCGAAAAUUCACUGAAUUUUUAAUGGUUCUCUAUGAAUUUUAUUGGAGUGGCAUGACACCACUGGCUGAGUCUCCACAGAAUAAGGAGACAUCCUCAUUGGUUCUGGAUAUAAACAGUUCUUCUUCUCCUGCUGUUUCAGGAACCAGCAUUAAUGAAGAGCACAAAUUGAGAAAGUUUUUGCUGUUGUGUGCUUCCGUGUUGAGAAAUGAAAAGGAGUAUUCAAUGCCGUUUGUCAUGCUGCCGUAA